AUGUCGAAUAAUUCGUCCAAUGGUGAUCCUGUAAAUGGUCUUGAUUAUAUUUUACUAUAUCGUCUUAUUGUUUGGGGUUAUGUUGGAAUUGUUUUAAGUAUAUGUGGUAUUGUUGGUAACAUCAUUACCAUCUUGGUACUUAUAUCUCCAUCAAUGCGUACUACAUCUACAAAUAUUUAUUUGACAGCCUUGUCAUGUUCAAAUAUACUUUUUCUUCUAAUAUUUAUACCAUCAUAUUCGAUGAGAUAUUUAUUAGGUUAUCGUUUGUAUAUGACAAAUCAACCUCCAUUUGCAUUUGAAAUACUUCUAACACGUCUACCAACAACUCCUGUAUAUAAUACUAUUCUUCUUUCAAUCAUUUAUUUAACUAUAGCUGUAUCAAUGGAUCGUCUAAUAUUAGUAAAAUUUCCAUUAAAAGCCAAACGAAUAUUGACACAACGUGCAACAUUAAUAACAAUAUUAUUAAUAUAUAUAUUUUCUAUUGUUUAUUGUAUACCAUAUUGGUUAGAACAACGUUAUUUACCUGAAUUAAAAAGAUGUUAUUUAACAAAUAUUGGUAAAAAAAUUCAUAAAUAUACUCGAAUAUAUAUUUAUAUACCUGUUGUUUAUUUAAUACCAUUUGUAACAUUAACAUGUAUAAAUGUAACAAUAAUACAAAAUUUAAUUGCUAAAAAACGUCGUAAAAAAAGUUUAUGUGGAAAAGCUAAUAAAAAACAACAAGCUGAUUAUCAUAUAACAUUAAUGCUUGUUACAGUGAUUAUUGUUUUUGUUUUAUGUCAAUUCCCAUUAUUAAUACUUAAUGCAUGGUAUGCUAUUGAUCCUCAUGGUUCAUAUCAUAAUUUGUUAUUUCAAUCAUUAAAUACAAUUGGUGUAUUACUUAUUGUAUUUAAUACAUCAACAAAUUUUUUACUUUAUUGUUUUUUUGGACAAAAAUUUCGACAAACAUUAAUUGAAUUUAUUUUACAUAUUCUACCAACUAAACGUAAAUCAACAAGUUUACAAAAUCGAUCAACAAAAUCAAUUCAAUCACAACAAAAACAAUCAUCAGAAAAAAAUCAUCAAGAAGUACAACGUAUAUUAUCAAAAAAUUCGGAAUCAAUAAGAAAUUCUAUAAAACAUAAUAAUCAUAAUAAUAAUAUAAAACCAAAUGAAUUAAAUCAACAAAUAGUAAAUGAUAAAUUAAAUCAAAAUUCAAUUCAAAGUACAUCAAUUACUCAAGAAGUAUCACAUCCAUUAAUAACAAAAUCUGAACAAAUAUUAAUAAUAAAUGAAAAUUUUCCAUCAAAAUUCGAUCAACAAUUUCGUUUAUGUACAAGUGCAACGGGUAAACGAAUAUUAAUAUUAAGAAUUUAA
Rotaria sp. Silwood2 is the source of this 1353-nucleotide messenger RNA. The record is from the annotation of a GenBank genome assembly. NCBI's taxonomy places the organism in Eukaryota, Metazoa, Rotifera, Eurotatoria, Philodinida, Philodinidae.